Molecule: messenger RNA, 1060 nt
Organism: Beta vulgaris subsp. vulgaris (sugar beet)
Lineage: Eukaryota; Viridiplantae; Streptophyta; Magnoliopsida; Caryophyllales; Amaranthaceae
Exons: 3
Coding region: 237-836 (199 amino acids)
Source: RefSeq, a predicted model, not a curated record
GUAGUCUAUACGAAUGGACAGCGAAACGGGGAUUUGAAGGAUACCCCACUUCUCCAGGUUGCCGUCACCAUUUCCACUUCAUCCUAGAAGUGUAAACUGUAAAGUGUUUCACCACACUCCAAUAAUUCCUUUUCUUUUGUAAAUACUCAAAUCAAAUUAAAGCUCUAAUUUCUGGAGUCAAUAAAGUAGCAGCACUAGCAAGAGAAAAAUUUGUUCCCAAACUUGCUAAACCAAAAAUGGCAGUUUCAGUGUCGAUUAUUGUCAUAGUCAUCGCACUUCACCUCAUUGCUUUCGUCUUCGCUGUCGGCGCUGAACGACGUCGUAGCACUGCUAAAGUUGUUCCCGACCAGUAUGACGAGCGUACAUUCUGCAAGUACGAUUCCGACGCUUCCACGUUGUACGGUUUAGCGGCGUUUGUUUUGUUGCUACUUAGCCAUUUCGUUGUUAAUGGCGUUACUAAGUGUCUUUGUUUUGGGAAAGGUCUCGUUGGUGGCUCCACCACUUGUGUUAUCUUCUUCUUCAUCUUCUCAUGGGUGACCUUCCUGGGUGCAGAAACUUGCUUGUUAGCAGGUUCAGUAAGAAAUGCAUAUCACACUAGGUAUAGAGGAAUCUUUGGUGGGGCAGAUAUAUCGUGUGCUACUCUCCGCAAGGGAGUUUUUGCUGCUGCAGCCGCACUUACAUUGUUGUCGAUGGCCGGGUCAGUUGUCUAUUAUUGGAUCCACUCGAAGGCUGACACUGGUGGCUGGCAGAGACAUCAAAAUGAAGGAAUUGGGAUGGCAGCUUCAGAUUUUCCACACCGACCCCAUCAUCAGACUGGUGAUGUCAGCAAGCCAUAAUGAUGUUCUGGUAAUUGACACAGUUUUGGCUGUAUGAUUGUAUAACCGAGGUUUGGGAGAUGUCGGAUAGGGCUCCCUAGUGGUACUGGUAUGUAGUAUAGAUAAUAGAUAUCUUUUAUAUAUAUAAAUAUAUAUGUAAUGAUUUAACUUGGUUAAAAAUGAUGCAUUAGUUUCUCAACUUCAUAUAUUCUAUUUAUAGUAAAUUAGAUCACCCUGUUCUUGUA